GAGAGAGAAAGACAGAGAGAGAGAGAGAGAGAGAGGGCGGAGACGGACAGUGCGCCCGGGACAGCAGCACACCGGCCGGAUCCGGGAGUCGCGAGUCGCGAGCAUGGAGAUCCGUCCAGAUCGCUUCAAGGCUGUGGCAGCUAAAACCUUAGGGAAGGUGCACAGAAUCCUAGAAAAGCGUCAGGAGAAUGGAGAGACCAUCGAGCUGUCGGCGGAGGGCAGGCCAGAGCUGGUGGAGGAGAAGGAGCUACCCGUCGUGGAUUGCACAUGCUUCGGCCUGCCGCGCCGGUACAUCAUCGCUAUCCUCUCUGGCCUGGGGUUCUGCAUCUCUUUCGGCAUCCGUUGCAACCUGGGUGUGGCCAUCGUCAGUAUGGUCAAUGAGCACACUGUUUUUAAAGGAAAGAAGCACAUCAUAGAGGCUGCUCAAUUUACAUGGGAUCCAGAGACGGUGGGGAUGAUCCAUGGCUCAUUUUUUUGGGGUUACAUUGUCACACAGAUCCCCGGAGGAUUCAUCUGUCAGAAAUUUGCUGCCAACAGAGUGUUUGGCUUUGCGAUUGUGGCCACGUCCAUCCUGAACAUGCUGAUACCGGCUGCGGCACGAGUCCACUAUGGAUGUGUCAUUAUGAUCAGGAUAUGCCAGGGUCUUGUGGAGGGCGUGUCAUAUCCUGCAUGCCACGGGAUCUGGGCCAAAUGGGCUCCGCCUCUUGAGAGAAGCCGAUUGGCUACGACAGCUUUCUGUGGGUCGUAUGCUGGAGCUGUGGUGGCCAUGCCUUUAGCUGGAGUGUUAGUGCAGUAUACUGGAUGGUAUUCUGUGUUUUAUGUAUACGGUAGUUUUGGGAUAUUAUGGUACCUCUUCUGGAUCUUGGUGUCCUAUGAGAGUCCAGCUGUCCACCCUACCAUCACCCCAGAGGAAAGGAAAUACAUUGAGGAUGCAAUCGGCGAAUCAGCAGGACUAGUCAAUCCCCUUCAGAAAUUUAAGACACCCUGGCGUCAUUUCUUCACUUCAAUGCCGGUGUAUGCCAUCAUCGUGGCUAACUUCUGCAGGAGCUGGACCUUCUACCUGCUUCUCAUCAGCCAGCCAGCGUACUUCGAGGAGGUGUUUGGCUUUGAGAUCAGCAAGGUGGGGUUGGUGUCUGCACUUCCUCACCUAGUGAUGACCAUCAUAGUGCCAGUGGGGGGGCAGCUGGCUGACUACCUGAGGUCACACAACCUAAUGAGCACUACAAAUGUCCGCAAACUCAUGAACUGUGGAGGAUUCGGAAUGGAGGCCACUCUGCUGUUGGUGGUGGGCUUCUCUCACACUAAAGGAGUGGCUAUAUCUUUCCUCGUAUUAGCUGUUGGCUUCAGCGGUUUUGCCAUCUCAGGCUUUAAUGUGAAUCAUCUGGACAUAGCUCCACGUUAUGCCAGCAUCCUGAUGGGCAUUUCUAAUGGAGUGGGCACUUUAUCUGGCAUGGUGUGCCCCUUAAUAGUGGGAGCCAUGACUAAACAUAAGACUCGUGAAGAGUGGCAGUAUGUCUUCCUUAUUGCAUCACUUGUGCACUAUGGGGGUGUGGUCUUCUAUGGUUUAUUUGCAUCGGGAGAGAAACAGCCUUGGGCAGAUGCUGAGGACACCAGCGAGGAGAAGUGUGGCAUCCUGGGAGAAGACGAGCUCGCCAAUGAGACAGAAGAACUUUACAGGACGGGUGGGCAGUAUGGCGCAAUAAACCAACCCAACCCUGCAGGGCCUAAUGGGGGCGAGGCUGGGGGUGGAGGGGGAUGGGUCUCAGAUUGGGACAAAACGGAAGAAUAUGUACAACCAGUAGGCAGAAAUAGUUAUCUUUAUGGAGGAGAGGCAGACAGGGAGUUUACAUAGUGGCCCGAAAUAUAUACCUAAAAGCAAGAAAGCAUUAAUAUAAAAGUGAAAAGUAUAAUGUCACACUGUCCACAGUAAAAUCUCAAGUGUAAAAUGAACUUAAAUUUAACACGGUAGAUUUUACUGUGAAUAGGCAAGGAAGCUGUGCUACUGCGAUGAGUGAAUGAGUAUGACUGUGUGUACGUGAAUGAGAAUUGUUGAAAAGUUGUGUCAAACUGAGAGAUGCUGUGCAGAUAUAUGAGUGACUUACAGUGCUUGUGUGUGAGUUCGUCAGUGUGAACAAUGAUGGUGCUGUGUUUUAACUUCAGUGUUUUAGGCUUUCUGCCAAAAUCGCUGUAAUGCACUUAAUAUGAAGAUGAAUAUCGGAUACGGAAUGCAUACAUGUGUAAAGUACUGUGUAACAAUCAGAGACCACCCUUCAUUUAUUUCAUUCUCUAUCAAAAUUGAUCCAAAUGUAUCUAUUUUCCAUGUGAUAUUUCUGAGGAGAUUAGAUAUAAGAACAUAAACAAGAGGAAGUUCGAAUGUCCUUCCACUGUGAGAAGACAACUCAGUGUUGUACGUCUGAAAGGAUGUGUAGCUGUGAAGAAGCUUUUACUUAGAAAAGAAAAUUUACAAAACAAACAAAGAGGCUGCUGGUGUUCUCAGAAUUGGACUGGCCACCCCAGAUUUCAGACCUCAACAUCACUUAAUGUUUUUGGGAUUACUUGUAAUGUGAGAAGCAGAAAAUGCAACUUCUAAGGCUGAGCUUUGGAGACGUGGAAAAAUAUUAAUGUUAAUAUAGAUUUCUUUGAAAAACUGAAAGCAAGUUUCCCAAAAACAAUGAAGGCUGAAAAUGUAUAUUUAAUUGUUGAGGCAUCUGUUAAAUUUUCUCUUAAAUAUAUGUUAGAAAAAAAUAAAUAAACGAAAGGUGGUCUUUCACAUUUGCACAGUACUGCAUGCGUGUGCGUGUGUGUGUGUGUGUGUGUGUGUGUUUGUUUUCUUUCCUGUGCACAGUUCUUUGUGUUUCCAUACUUUAUAUGAUAAAUGGGUGUUCAUGGUAUCAGACGGGUGAAUGUGUAACCUACAUGAUCAAAACUAAAUGUGCUAAUAUUGUGUGUGUGUGUGUGUGUGUGUGUGUGUGUGUGUGUGUGUGUGUGUGUGUGUGUGUGUGUGUGUGUGUGUGUGUGUGUGUGUUUCUUUGCUGUGCACAGUUCCUUGACUUUCCAUACUGUAUAUGGUAAAUGAGUGUUCAUGGUAUCAGAUGGGUGAAUGUGUAACCUACAUGAUCAAAACUGGACAUGCUAAUAUUAUGUGUGUGUAUGUAUGUAUGUGUGUGUGUGUGUGUGUGUUUCUUUGCUGUGCACAGUUCUUUGUGUUUCCAUGCUUUAUAUGGUAAAUGGGUGUUCAUCAGAUGGGUGAAUGUGUAGCCUACAUGAUCAAAACUAAAUGUGCUAAUAUCGCGUGUGUGUGUGUGUGUGUGUGUGUGUGUCUGUUUGUGUGUGUGUGUGUGUGUGUGUGUGUGUGUGUGUGUGUGUGUGAAUUAUGCAAUAACUGAAGUUUUGGAAAAAGACAAAGCCUGAAAUUCUCUCCAUCCAGUAAAUAUAUUCUCACUCAUGACUACUAUUCUCCAUAAUGAGUUUAUGCAUCCCACUACCAUCUGUCCCUGUUCUCACUUCAGGAUCUUCAGCCAGGGCAGUCCAGCCUUCUAAGCACAAUGUUCUUUAACACAAAGUUAACACGUUUUUUAGCACAAAGCUAAACAACACUAGUCUAGUUCUCUGAACUCAUUCCUCUUCUACAACUUUGCAGUCACUCUUCAAAACCAUUUUUGGCAAUUAAAAAGCAUAGCGUUCUGUUGCUAUUGUAAGAAAACCUUGAAUCGCCAAAGCCUAUAUCAUGAAAAGAGUUUUUUGACUUCAGUGAUUUCAAUAACAUGAAGCCAGUUUAUUGUGGAUACAUGUAUAAAAUGAUUCUAUUAUGAUGCUACUACUCCAGCUAGUACACAGCUCCACAGAUCUCAACUAAUUACUAGGAAUCUGUAAAUAAUGCAGAAAUUGUAGAGUCCAGAAUGCUAAACAACUGUAGAUGAUUUAACUAAGAAAGCUUUAUAACAUCCAGAAUGACAAUCUAAUAAAAUUCAAAUCUAGAAUGCCUUGUAUUGGAGUGAUUGUACAGAUAACAUUUAAAGAACCUCUAUCACGGAAAACUGAAACAGUGUUAAAUUCCCAAACAUGCAUUUCACUCCCCAGGUCAUACAGUCCACAUAUGGAAACUAAGCUGCAAAAAACAGCCUUUUUUUUAUUGAUGUCAUAAAAAUCAAGACAUUUCCAUAUAUCUUCCUAUUCAGCCCACAGAGGUUUAGCUCCACCCACUCACUCUGAAGUAAGGAGUCUUUUGACUGCCAAGGUAGAAUACAGGGCUGCCAAUCAGAACAUAGCUCAUUUACAUAUAUCAGUCUUAAAGGCAGAAAAACAAUAACAGCCUGUUUAACUCUAAGGGAUAAGGAGAGAGUGGAAAAUGGCCAUGUAAAAAUGUAUUAAGCAUUUGUGGAACAUAAAGCCCAACUAAUGUCACAAAAUGGAGCUUUGCGUAAAAAAACUGUAUACUAGAAAGACAUGGGAAAUGGCCCCUUAAGACCUGUUGAAAUAGCAUAGCUGAUGGUAUAUUUGUUUUCCUAUAAUUUUGGACCAAAAUUGGUCCACAAUUGAUAAAAUGUUCAAAUGAUGUGAAAAUGAAGUGCAAAAACUGUGAAGCAAUGAUGUGUAACUGCUAAGAUGUAUCUUCUUCAAGCACAAAAUGAUGAUACAUUUAAUCUAUUUAGAUUUUCUGAUGUCCUCACUUUAACAUUCACGCCUUGUUUAGAGAGAGUUGAUUCAGGGUUCAGUUUGAGAAGAAGAACCCCACCAGAACUGCAAAUGAAGGCAUUCUGGCCCCUUCAAUUUGAUGUUGUUUCUACUUUUUGUUGUUUUGUUUGUUUGUUUCUGUGCUCCUCUCUGAAAAAAAAAUCAUAAUGUCAUCUGAAGAAUAUGUAAAAAUAAUAGUUAAUCCUUUUUUUUUCUUUUUUGGAAAAAAGAAUGAAAUAUGUGGAUGAACUGUAUAUGUGAGAUUUCCCUGUAAACAUAAAACUGAUGAAACAUUAA
Messenger RNA from Pygocentrus nattereri (red-bellied piranha), 4971 nucleotides. RefSeq names its product solute carrier family 17 member 7a (gene slc17a7a). The coding region runs from base 104 to 1852 and encodes 582 amino acids. The record is from RefSeq and is a predicted model, not a curated record. Gene Ontology annotation, biological process: transmembrane transport; monoatomic anion transport; neurotransmitter loading into synaptic vesicle. Gene Ontology annotation, molecular function: L-glutamate transmembrane transporter activity; neurotransmitter transmembrane transporter activity. The transcript has 13 exons. Gene Ontology annotation, cellular component: excitatory synapse; synaptic vesicle membrane. NCBI's taxonomy places the organism in Eukaryota, Metazoa, Chordata, Actinopteri, Characiformes, Serrasalmidae.